AUGCGCGCGUCCAACGGCGGCGCGGGGGGCGUCGCUGGCGGCGGCAACGCCAAGAAGAAACGCGUCGCCAUCGCCGUCGAGAACGUCGCAUCAGUCGACGACAUCGACGUCGUCUCCAAGGACGAACGCGUCCGCGAGCUCAUCCUCGGCGCCACCGAGUCCAACACCCUCUUCGAGGGCCUCGAUCUCGCCACGCGAUGCGCGCUCUGCGACGUCAUGACCGAGACGCGCGUCGCCGCGGGCGCCGACGUCAUCGUUCAGGGCGCCACGGGCGACGACGCGAGGCAUUUUUUCGUGUUGGAGUCGGGCGCGUGCCAAGUGAAGGUUCGACGACGGGACCCGGCCGACGGCAAGCCGGUGAUGACCGACCCGGAGCGUACCGUGGCGACGUACGGUCCAGGGGACUCGUUCGGGGAGCUCGCGCUGCUCUACGGCGCGCCGCGCGCCGCGACGAUUCGAGCUUCGAAAGACUGUAAGCUCUGGUCGCUUGAUCGAGCGCACUACGUCGCGAUCAAGCGAAGGUUCCAGGAGGCGCUCGCCGAACGCGUGCGGGACCUCGUGGAGUCGGUGAACUUGUUCCAGGGUUUGAGCCCCGAACACAAGGCGACGAUCGCGGACGCGCUCAAGUGCGAGGUUUUCGAAAAGGACGAUGUCGUCGUCUCCGAGGGCGAAACCGGCGAUAAGUUUUACGUGGUGAGCUCCGGCGAGGUCUCCGUGUACGUGGGCGGCGCCGAUUCGUAUUCCACCGCCAAGUCCCACAGGGAGCUCACGCGGCUCACGGCCGGCGCGAGCUUCGGGGAGAAGGCGCUCAUCAACGACGACGUCCGCGGCGCUUCCGUCAAGGUCGUCUCCGACCGAUGCGAGCUCUUCCACCUCGAUCGAGCGCGGUUCAACGCCUUACUCGGCUCGUACGGAGAGAUCUGGCGUUGGCUCUCGCUCCGCAGAGUACCCGUGCUCUCCUCCGUGUCCGACGCAGAGAUCACCGAGCUUGUGUCGCACCUCGACGAGUUGAGCCUGAGGCCCGGCGAGUUGGUGUACGACGUGGGCGACGCCGGCGAUUGCAUGUACGUCGCGGAGAGGGGCGAAUUUUUAAUCACCGACGCCGACGGCAAGCGCGUCGACGUCGUCACCGACGGCGGGUUCUUCGGCGAGCGAUCGCUAAUGGGCAGCGAGAGGCGCGCGAUGCGGGCGGAGGUGGCGAACGGCGGGUUGUGCGCGACGUCCGCGCCCGACGCCAAGUUACUUCGUCUCAACCGCCGCGACCUCGAGAACCUGCUCGGAGAGGGUCUCACCGCGGUGACGACGCAGUCGAGGCUGCGGUGUUUGCAGCACGUCGCGUUGCUCAAGUCGCUCUCCGACGAGCAACGAACGACGCUGGUGUCGUACCUGCAGCCCAGGCAGUACGCGGAAGGGGAGGUGGUCUUUCGCCAGGGCGACCCCGGGGAUAAGUUUUACAUCGUCGAAACCGGGAACGUCGCCAUACACCGCGAGAGCGAGUCCACCUCCGCCACCAACGAGACGCGUACCAAGCACGAGGUGUUGAAACUCGUCACGCGCGGCGAGUACUUCGGCGAGCUGGCGCUGCUCUCCACCAACUCGCGAGCCGCGACGGCCACCGUCGAGAGGGGCGGCGCUUUCAUCCUGUCGCUCACGAAGGAGGACUUCGACACGCACAUGGGAUCGCUCGCCAAAGAGCUCAGCCAGCAGGCCAAGGACGAGUACGGCGUCGCCGUGUACGACGACAAGGUGGCGAACGACCCGGCUCGAUCGUUGGCGGCCAAGGCGAUGACGGACUUUAAAGUCAAAGCCGUGCUUGGCGUCGGCGCGUUCGGCAAGGUUCUGCUGUGCAGGCAUCCGAGCAGCGCCGGCGUCUUCGCGGUGAAGCAGCUGAGCAAGGCGCAGAUCAUCGCCGCGCAGCUGCAGCACCACGUCCGACAGGAGAGGGACGUGAUGAAGGACUGCGACUCGCCGUACCUGGUCCGGCUGGUCGCGACGUUCCAGGACCCCCGCAUGCUGUACAUGUGCAUGGAGACCGUCAUGGGCGGCGAACUCUUCAACCACCUCUCCCGCGUCGGGGGAUCGAUCCCCGAGCGCGACGCACGUUUCUACGCCGCGUGCGUCGUCCUGGCGUUCCAGUACCUCCAGAACAAGCACUACAUCUACCGCGACCUCAAGCCCGAAAACUUGCUCAUCGACGGAAAAGGGUACGUUAAAGUGGCGGAUUUCGGAUUCGCCAAGCGGCUCCUCCCCGGCGAGAAGACGUACACGCUGUGCGGCACCCCGGAGUACAUGUCCCCGGAGCUGUACCGCCAGUCCGGUCACAACAAGGCGGUCGACUGGUGGGCGCUCGGCGUGUUAAUCUACGAGAUGGUCGCGGGCGCUCCGCCGUUUUAUUCGCCAAAUGCCGACAGCACCGACCAGAUGCGCCGCAUCCUCGCCGCCAAGUACUCGUUCCCCGAGGGCGUGUCGCCCGCGUUCAAGGACGUCGUCCGAAGGUUCCUCUCCGUCAACGCCGUCCACAGGCUCGGCUCUCUCAAGGGCGGCGUCAAAGACGUCAAGCUUCACCCGUGGUUCAAAUCCACCGAUUGGAUCGCUAUGACGCGUCGCGAGGGGAAACCGCCCUUCGUUCCCCCGCUGAGGGGCGACGACGAUCACUCGUGCUUCGACGAGUACGACCCACGGACGCCGCACCCGGGAGAGGAGUUCGACAGGAAGAACGCGACGUCCAGGUCGAAGAAACGGGAGAAGGAGCAGGAAGCAGCCUUUGCCGGUUUUUGA
Molecule: messenger RNA, 2778 nt
Organism: Micromonas commoda
Lineage: Eukaryota; Viridiplantae; Chlorophyta; Mamiellophyceae; Mamiellales; Mamiellaceae
Gene: CPKG1
Product: cgmp-dependent protein kinase
Exons: 1
Coding region: 1-2778 (925 amino acids)
Biological process (GO): signal transduction; peptidyl-serine phosphorylation
Cellular component (GO): cAMP-dependent protein kinase complex
Molecular function (GO): ATP binding; cAMP-dependent protein kinase activity
Source: RefSeq, a predicted model, not a curated record